Messenger RNA from Pongo pygmaeus (Bornean orangutan), 1173 nucleotides. It is a transcript of the gene PKIG, whose product is annotated as cAMP-dependent protein kinase inhibitor gamma. The transcript has 4 exons. Gene Ontology annotation, molecular function: cAMP-dependent protein kinase inhibitor activity. Lineage: Eukaryota; Metazoa; Chordata; Mammalia; Primates; Hominidae. Bases 269 to 499 code for a protein of 76 amino acids. Gene Ontology annotation, biological process: negative regulation of protein kinase activity. The record is from RefSeq and is a predicted model, not a curated record.
CUAAAACCUCAAAGUGCUUUUCAUUUAGGAGACACGGGGAAGAGACAGAGAGGAGGGUAAAGUGAGAAUCCUGCCUGCACCACAGGUCUGGACUGGUAACCUUGAAUCCUGUUUUCUUAAAUUCUGCCUCCGCUUCUGACUGAGGACCACUAGAUUUUGAGGAAACUUUGGUCUUAAUUCCCAUACUGAUUAGUCAACAGUGGAAAAUCUAAAGAGAUGCAAGCAGGAAAAAGAAAUUAAACCAGGCCUGAGGAGCGAUGCGACAGGCAUGAUGGAGGUCGAGUCCUCCUACUCGGACUUCAUCUCCUGUGACCGGACAGGCCGUCGGAAUGCAGUCCCUGACAUCCAGGGAGACUCGGAGGCUGUGAGCGUGAGGAAGCUGGCUGGAGACAUGGGGGAGCUGGCACUCGAGGGGGCAGAAGGACAGGUGGAGGGAAGCGCCCCAGACAAGGAAGCUGGCAACCAGCCCCAGAGCAGCGAUGGGACCACCUCGUCUUGAAUCUGACCUUGUCCAAGAAGGCUGGACGAGAGACCUUCUGUCCCCUCCCAGAGGGGGAACCCUGGCACCGGCCCAGCAGCCUCUUCUCUGAGCCCCAUGUCCCAGAUAAACCAGGCCAGACUGAGAAGGCUCCCCAGAGGCCUCUGUGGCCUCCAGUCCGGGAAAGCCCUCUGCCCACAGCCACAGGCUCCACAUUCCCACCACCUUCUCACCGUGCCCAGAUACACUUUCGAGACACUGUAACCACAAGAUGUUAUUUAUUGAGCUGGCGCCGGGACUUGGGCGGGGCCUGCCCUACAGUGAGCAGCCCACACAGGAACGCUCCUCUUGCGAGCGGCCCGGGCAGGGACCCUGUCCCAAAACCAACACCUCCUCUCCAGCCCAAUCUUCUGGGUCCAGACCAGCUUGUCCCUUUUUUAGAAAACACUUUUAAACUUUUUAAAAAUUUUAAACCUUUUUUCAGCAGAUAUGGAGAGAGCUGACAAUCAAUUCACAUUUUUUUAAGCCAUUUUAGCUAAACUCUCAUUGUGCAUCUCUGAGGUUCCCUCAUGGAGCUCCACAGAUCCAUUUUUAGGGAAGGGAUUUUGGCUCAAAACGAUUUGACCACCUCUGCCCUGUCCACCAGGAUAAGUGACACCUAGGACCCAGGAAAUAAAUGCCGAUGAUUUGUGUGA